Messenger RNA from Peronospora farinosa, 879 nucleotides. NCBI's taxonomy places the organism in Eukaryota, Oomycota, Peronosporomycetes, Peronosporales, Peronosporaceae. The record is from the annotation of a GenBank genome assembly.
AUGAGCAAUCCAAGCGUAAGCAGCGAGACUGACACCGACGUCGGCAGCAAGAAAUCGAUGAGCUCAAGCUCGAGUUUGUCCACUGAUGAUGACGUUUCCAUUGAAGUACCAACGAUUGCUCCAAAGAGAAAGGCCUUGAAUGACGAAGACACGUGUACUUGGUAUGCGAAUGCUAUUUGUUCGCGUCCUCGCUCCUGUUUUGACUGUCUUAAUGUUGUUAUUCCUGGUCAAGAUUGCGCUGUCAGUCCUCGUGGCGAAUGUAUGAAUUUUUACAUGGCAUCAAGUAUUGGAGGGUAUCCAAUGGACAACUUUACUUAUUGUUCAGCCGAUGAUACAAUAUGCUCAGUCUGUCGAACCAAUUGGAUUAAUGAUUAUACGGCGGACAUUCACGUGUCAUCCACUGCUAAGUGUGUGGGUCAAUCAGGUUGCAUUUGUCUUGCUUCAUGUGAGCUUCCAAACCAUCAAGACGCUAUUGUGGAUAUUUGGUGCAAUCCCGUGCUCAAUGACUCUCUUUUUCAAGUCGUAGCUGGACUCCUUUUUGGAACGAUUGCACUCUUUGUGGUUGCAACAAUAUUAACAAAACGUCAACUUGCUCGACGUCUAAGACAAGAUGUCGAGCUACGGGAAGCACGAAGUGCCGCUCGUGCCGCUCUGCGUGAAACGAGGCGUCCUUCAGCUUCAGCUCAUUUGCCACGGUUGAGUUUAUCAGGUUGGGCAGGUAUGCGCGAGAAAUUAGUGUCCAGUGAGCAAAGUCGAUUGGAAAGUGGUGCUCGAUCGACACAACCAGCACUUGCAAGGUCAAGCACGGUACCUUCUACUACAGAUGUUGAACAGGGCGAUGGGUAUCGUCAAAUGUCUCCAAGGGAAAAUUUGUCUUGA